Molecule: messenger RNA, 3234 nt
Organism: Podospora pseudopauciseta
Lineage: Eukaryota; Fungi; Ascomycota; Sordariomycetes; Sordariales; Podosporaceae
Exons: 1
Coding region: 1-3234 (1077 amino acids)
Cellular component (GO): nucleus
Molecular function (GO): histone binding; protein heterodimerization activity
Source: RefSeq, a predicted model, not a curated record
AUGGAGUGCCCCCCUCCGAGCAAGCGCCCCCGCCUUUCGUUGAACAACAACCCCCUAGAAGUAGAGGAGGAUCCACUAGAAGACGAACUCUUGUCGCUGCCGUCAGAAGUCAACGCGAGACGAGAUCCGAAUGCGAGGCUGGAACGGUCGAGACAGCGGGCGGUGAACAAGCUCAAGACGGCGUUUGAGAGCAUCUUUGAGAAGUACGGGAGGGAUUUUGAGGGGGUGGGGGACGAGGUUGAUUUGAGAACUGGGAGGAUAGUGGUUAAUAAUGGGCAUAUUGAGGGGAUGAGGGGGAGUGACCUCUUGGUUGGCGAGAGUGAGGAUGAGGGGGAUGGGGAGGGGGAGAAUGGGGGAGGCAAUGGGGGGAAGGAAUAUAAUGAGGAGGAGAGGCUUCUUCAGGGUGUGGGAGAUGCUCAAGGACUGAGUAGGUUGGGGCAGGAUGUGAUGCUGCCGCAGAUGAUGGGGAUGAAUAUGGGAGGGGGGGUGAUGCUUCCACAGAUGAUGGGGCAGUCGGAAUUGGCGAUGGGGGGUGGGUUUGAGGGGUGGCCUGGGAUGAUGGGACAGAUGGGGUUGUCGAAUAUGGGAUUUGAGGGGCAGAUGGGGCCGGGUGUGAUGUUUUCUGGACAGAUGGAGGGGGGUAUGAUGUUUCCGGGACAGAUGGAAGGGUUUAGUGGGUGGCCGGUGGAAUAUGGACUGCCGAUCGAUCUACAGACCAGCGAUCCGACUUGGCAGGCGCCGGCGCUGCCGCCUUCGUUUAUGUACCGGCCUGCAGCGAUGACGGAUGCGCCUCAGGUGAAGAAGAAGCGGAUUUCACUUGCUGCGCCGAGGGAUGAGCAGGGCGAUAAUGAGGACGAUGUUUUGCUGGGAGUUUUUACGAAGAAUAAGGGUAUGGAGACGACGGAGACGCCGAUAAAGCAGAAGUUGCUGUUGCCGAAGCCGCCGCCUGAUACGGGGCCGGAAAAGAAGAAGAGGGGACUUGGAAAAAGAAAGUCCAAGGUUGGAUCGGAUACACCCAAAAAAUCAGCGCAUAAAGAUGCGGAAAAGGAUGUGGCGAAAGCGCCUUCGCCGCCACGGGACGGUGUUGCGAUGGCUGAAGCGGAGAGUACUCCUUCGAAGACGGACGGAGUUCAGCCAGAUGUUGAGAUUGUGACGGCCGACAUCAGUUCUCCAACAACUGAACCGGAACCGACUGCAACGCUUGUAGAAACCGAGAGCCCGAAGACUCCAGAACAGAAGCCUACGGUGAUGGCUGUUCGGUCGCGACCACCACCAGUUCAAGAUUCAGUACCUGCCGAGGAUCCAGAUGUCUAUAUCUACGUGUCUGAUUCAGAGCACAAGUCCGCUAGGAAACCGCGAAAUCAGAGUCUACGGGUGGAGAUUGUGGCCAAAACUCCACUGGAUAUCUCCUCGUUCAGGGCUGUUACGCCUGAGCAAAGCGAGGGUGACCAUCCUAUUCCACAGGAAAAGGAUGGGGAGGAAAAUGUUCCACCAGUAACAAUGAUACCUCUGGCGCCCGAGGAGAAAGAAACAAACCACUCAACCAGACCCCCGGCUGUUGAAAGUGAAAUAGAAGCCAAUGGCCAGCCGGAGCCGCCAGGAGAACUAUUUACUCGGCAUGUAGUGGAUGCAGAAUACGACCUGUCUGACGAAGAUCAGCCCAUGCAGAAGACGCAACGGCAGCCACAAAAGCAGGCAGGAGCAAGCCGCAAAAAGGACGAAGGUCUGUUACGGAAAACUUUACGCAAGCCACUUGGCAUCGUGGCUUCCGACACAAAUACGUCGGACAAACCACACGAUGUGCCGAUGCCUGACGCUGGAAAUCUUAAUCCAAAAGAUUCGAGCCUGGAGAAUCAGGCUAACCGUGAAGAUGAACGGGUCGCGGUAGAGUUGAAAGAAUCGUCACCGCAACUAGCACCACCUAUUAUUGAUACAGAAUCAUCGAUACCAAGCAUUAUGGUUCGGCCGCCCCAAAGAACAGAAGUUAUCUACACAAUCGGCAGCGAGGAGACGCCAUGGCCAAACAGACGCAGAGGGAGACCAUCCUUCAGGGGUAGAGACCCGCGAGGCGAAAUCCCAGACUCUGAUCCCAUUGGCGGUUUCUCGACCCAGGAAAAUCUCGACGACGAUGUAAGGCCACCAUCGUCAAGUCUGUCGUUUAAUGGAGACGAAGAGACAACGCUGGAAAUACCAGAUUCUUAUAUUGAACCGUCAAGUGAGAUGGGAAUUGUGGAGGAAGAAACCCCGCGAAAUCACACGGUUCCGUCGCCAACUCUGUCAUCCUGCGCCCCCGAUGAUGAGAUGCUGGGACCGAUCGCUUCUCUAUCUUUACAGCCUCAAGAUACUGAGAUGUUGGACUUUGCCUCCAUUGCAUCUUCUCCGGGGCCAGCCGAAAUAUCAGACCCUGUCCCGGCUCUGUCGUCCCAGUCUCAGGACGGGGCCGCCACGGACACGACAUCGUCACCACUGCCAGGUACCCCCCACGACAAUAUUAACAAUAUGACGCUAGAAAGCAUCGCCAUUACAUCUUCACCAUUUAUAUCCAAACCAGCCCAACGGAAAGGGGAUUUUCACCUCAGGCCUUCCACGCCCUCGUAUCUUACAACACCACCGAGGAGACCGCGUGGCCGGCCCCCAAAGGCAAAACCAACACCACCCACCAUACCAGCAACCACACCAUUAUCCACCAUAUCAAACACACCAACCGCCGCCGAACCAGCUAAAACCCCAGCCCCAAAACCACCACCCACCACCGUCAAGCCAACAACAACACCAACCGUCACCAAACCGACCAAAACGCCCACAUCAAAACGACCAGCACCCUCGACUAAACCAACCAAGGACCCCACCUCAAAACCACCCCCCGUUUCAUCCUCAAUUACCCCCACCGCCAAAAGGAAACGUCGCUCGGGGGUGCUGUCUCUGCUCUCCGACUCGGAAGACGACGAGUUAGCUGUCUUGUCGCCGUCUGUUUCGUCUGUGACGCCCAUUAUGAGGUCUUCUCCUGCUUCGAAUCAUGUGAGGUUGUUUUCGAGGGUGAGUGGUACGCCGAGGGGGACAUACUUGGUCAAAAAGCCAGAGGGCUCGGCAAGGAAGGGGGAUAAAAAGGAGAGUUUUAUGGCGAGAGUUGCUGUUAAGAGGCAGGUGAAGAGGGUGAAAGGGGGGGGUGAGGAUAAGGGAAAGGGGGGGAGGUGUGAAGGGGGUGUGGGAAGGUUUUUUGCUUUGGGUGUGUGA